This is a messenger RNA of Populus trichocarpa (black cottonwood), 2199 nucleotides long. RefSeq lists its product as uncharacterized. The coding region runs from base 170 to 1744 and encodes 524 amino acids. NCBI's taxonomy places the organism in Eukaryota, Viridiplantae, Streptophyta, Magnoliopsida, Malpighiales, Salicaceae. The record is from RefSeq and is a predicted model, not a curated record. Gene Ontology annotation, biological process: translation. Gene Ontology annotation, molecular function: GTPase activity; translation release factor activity; GTP binding. The transcript is spliced from 19 exons. Gene Ontology annotation, cellular component: translation release factor complex.
AACCCUAACUAAACAACGCCCACCCUUCCAUUCUCUCCCCCAAGCAACCGCAUCUCAUCUCAAAUAAAGAACAUUAAAAAAAGCACCCCCCGAGUUCCUAACCCACAGCUAUCAGCCAGCCGCAACCCAGCGAUCUCGACAGCAGCAGCGGCGUCUUUACUCUGCAGAAAUGGCAGAAGCGCCUCUACUUGAUAUUGAGGAGGAGGUUCGCUCAUUGCAGCUUGACUCAGCAGAUUGUGCAUCAGAGAUAAAUGGGGUGAUUAAUCCUGAAGAUGCAAGGCCAGAAGAAGUUGAGAAGGUGGAUGAGAUGGAGAAAGAUUCAGAUGAUAAAGUCACUGUGAGCUCUCAGGAAGUGCAGGCUGAGUUGCCCAAAGUGAAAGAUAAAGAAGUACCUGCACCAGAAGAUGUGGAAGCAGUGGUUGAGAUGGAACAGUACAAUAAGAAGCGGCACUUAAAUGUUGUUUUUAUCGGCCAUGUUGAUGCUGGCAAGUCCACCACUGGGGGCCAGAUACUCUUUCUUAGUGGCCAGGUGGAUGAUCGCACAAUCCAGAAAUAUGAGAAAGAAGCUAAGGACAAAAGUAGAGAAAGCUGGUAUAUGGCUUAUAUUAUGGACACUAAUGAGGAGGAGAGGGUUAAGGGCAAAACUGUUGAAGUUGGAAGAGCACACUUUGAAACAGAGACAACAAGAUUCACAAUUUUAGAUGCACCGGGUCACAAGAGCUAUGUUCCAAAUAUGAUUAGCGGAGCAUCUCAGGCUGAUAUUGGCGUGCUAGUUAUUUCUGCUCGGAAAGGAGAAUUUGAAACUGGCUAUGAGAGAGGUGGGCAGACCCGUGAGCAUGUUCAACUUGCAAAGACCUUGGGUGUUUCUAAGCUGCUUGUUGUUGUAAAUAAAAUGGAUGAGCCAACCGUGAACUGGUCAAAAGAAAGGUAUGAUGAGAUUGAAUCAAAGAUGAUACCGUUUCUUAAGUCUUCUGGCUACAAUGUGAAGAAAGAUGUCCAAUUCCUACCAAUAUCUGGUCUAAUGGGCACCAACAUGAAAACAAGAUUGGAUAAGGCUGUAUGUCCAUGGUGGAAUGGCCCAUGCCUUUUUGAAGCUCUUGAUUCUAUUGAAGUUCCUCCACGAGAUCCAAAUGGUCCUUUGAGGAUGCCUAUUAUUGACAAAUUCAAGGACAUGGGAACUGUUGUUAUGGGCAAAGUAGAGUCUGGUAGUGUGACGGAAGGUGAUACCUUGUUGGUCAUGCCAAACAAGACUCAGGUGAAAGUUCUUGCUGUGUUUUGCGAUGAAAAUAAGGUAAGACGUGCAGGACCAGGAGAAAAUGUGAGGGUUAAAUUAUCUGGAAUUGAUGAUGAGGAUAUAUUGUCGGGUUUUGUUCUUUCAAGUGUUGCAAGGCCAAUCUUUGCAGUUACAGAGUUUGAUGCCCAGUUGCAAAUCCUUGAGUUACUGGAUAACGCAAUUUUUACAGCUGGCUAUAAGGCUGUCUUGCACGUACAUUCUGUUGUUGAGGAGUGUGAGAUUGUUCAGCUGCUGCAGCAAAUUGAUCCAAAGACUAGGAAACCUAUGAAAAAGAAAGUCCUCUUUGUGAAGAAUGGCGCAAUUGUUCUCUGCCGUAUUCAGGUAAACAAUUUGAUAUGCGUUGAGAAAUUCUCAGAUUUUCCACAACUCGGCAGGUUUACUCUUCGUACUGAGGGGAAAACAGUUGCAGUGGGAAAAGUCACAGAACUUCCUUCUGGUUCUAAUUUUUGAACAAUUUUGCAUUAAAGGCAAUCAGAGUCAAAUGGACCACUUUUUGUGUGUUUUGGCAGCCUACCUAUAAAUCAUUACAUGUGUCGAUUCGUAUAUAUGGGGGAAGGCGCUUCUUAUGCAGAGUUUUUGGAGGUUGGGUAAUGGGCACUGGUUCUUGUUCUUUAUCCCCUGUUCAGAGUAGUGAUGUUUUAGAUGUUUUAAUCAUAGAAUGUACCUGAUUCACCAAUUGCAUGAUUAUUGAUCAAUGUCAUAAGUUUGUCAGGCAUGGGAUUUUUCUUGAUUCCCAUAUAGCGUGAUAUGCUGCUAUUAAGUUAAUCAAAUGUUUUCAAUAUGGGUGCCAUAUUUGUGACAUUAUCCCCGCGGUUGGAUUAUCUAUGACUCCUGUUUUGAUGCCACCUAGUUAUGUAUACUUGGUUUCCAUAACUAGUAUAUACAUAUUGCAUAGUUUAAUGGUG